CAUGAUAAUACAACAGUGCAGGAGCUGUCUUGAUAAACUCUAGUGGUGUGAGGCUCCCUGCUAGUGUGUCUUGCUUUGGGAACUGAUAUAGCCGUACUCUUGUUCACACGUCGGUAGUUUUUAGAGCAGUACAUUGAGGUUCGCCAAACAAAUGGUCACUGCCACCAUCGCUGCGAGCUUGAUAAGAUAAUCGGACGAACCGUGAGUGUUCAUAGGACCAAAGGUGGAAGGCGCUGAGGAAUUUAAUUGCCGUACCGUCAGCUGCACCAUGGACCAUGAAGGGAACACUCGCGUGGUGGGCAUCAUCGGCGCUGGGGCAGCGGGUCUAUGCGCCGCCCGCCACGUGCAGGCCGCGGCGGGGUGGACGCCCGUGGUGUGGGAGCAGGCGCUGGACCUGGGCGGCACGUGGAGGCUGUCCCAAGACGUCGGCACGGACCAGCGAGGCUUCCCGGUACACUCGAGUCUCUACAACAGUUUGAGGACAGACUUGCCGGCAGUGCUGAUGGCUUUCCCAGACUACAAGUUUCCUGAGGGGGAGUCGUUUAUGCAUCACACCGUUGUCCUCAAGUACCUCGAAGACUACGCACAUCACUUCGACCUGCUACAGUUCAUUAAGUUCGGGCACCGCGUCGAGGAGGUGUCACCGGCCACGGCACCUGAAGGAGACGCCCAGUGGCAGGUGACUGUGAAUGACCUUGCUACGGGACGCCUCCACACCGCUUCCUGCCACGCGCUGCUGGUCUGUAACGGUCACUUCACCGAGGCCAGUAUUCCCCACAUUGAAGGCAUCGACAAGUACCUCGGGCGGACCCUCCACAGCCACGACUACCGCGAGCCGUCACCCCACGCCGGCAGCUGCGUGGUGGUGCUGGGUGCUGCUGCCUCGGGGCUCGACAUCUCCCUCGAGCUGACCAGUGUGGCAGACAAGGUUCUUCUCGCGCACAACCUCCCGAUCAAGAUCCCUUCGGAGUUCCCGCCCAACCUACACCAAAAGCCGAAUGUUGUCAGAGCGGACGAGAAGGGGUUUGUGUUUGCCGACGGAACGUACAGCGAGGCGGACGUUAUAAUAUACUGCACAGGCUACAAGUACAAGUUCCCCUUCCUGACGAGCGAGUGCGGUAUCGAGGUGCAGGACAACCACGUCAGAGAGUUAUACAAGCACAUCGUCAACGUCCGAUUUCCAACUAUGGGAUUCAUCGGCCUGCCUUCCCGUGUCAUCGUCUUCCUAGUCAUCAAUUACCAGGUGCGGUACUUCUUAGCUGUCCUGAGAGGUGACGUUACUCUCCCAUCAUCGGAAGAAAUGUUGGCUCUGAACCGCAAGACUGACCAGGAGCGCCGGGAUCAAGGGCUGCCGGAGAUGCAUUACCACACCCUCGCCACGGAUCAAUUCCAGUACCUGAGUGACCUCGCCGCGGAGGCAGGAUUGGAGGAGCCCCCGGCCUUCAUGUCUGAGCUCUGGAAGACAGUGCUCCUUCGUCUCUUCCUCUCGUACUCGGUCUUCAAAAACUACGCUUACCGCCUCGCCCAUGAUGGCUCCGUGGUGGAGGCCUACAGGGGGCAGGAGGUGGCCACGCGCUGGGACCUCGCCAGACUGGUCUUGACCCAAACACUCCGCGUCCUGUUGCGAGACUUUCCAAGGGUUGUCUACUUUUUCGGCUCACUUCUUGGGCGGCGCUUGGGGAAACUGUUUAGGUUCUCAAAGUAAAGAUAAGCUUGUGGCCCCAGGGAGGCACUCACAGGGGCUCUCGCGACAUGUUUUCUGUACCUCAACAAACCCUGGGGCCUAGUGGAGUAUAAGUGCUUGUCUGAUUGUUUGAGUGCUUGUGAUCUUUAACCCGUCCACUGCGAUUGGUACGGAUUUGGCCUUCACUGAUAGCCUGGUAACAUGUAGUCCCAGGUCUUUCUCUGUCUCUGUGGCGGAUAGUGGAGUGUUUCCCAUGUGGUAUUGGUAUGCUGAAUAUACUCUCCCAAGAUGAAGGACUUUACAUUUUCUUAAUUGAAUUGUAGCAGACACUUUUUGUUCAGUUCCUGUAGCUUGAUGUCUUUUGGUAGGAAAUCCGCAGUCAAGGGGUUAAAAUAAUCAUGUACACAAUUCCUGCAUGGUUAGGCCGCGGUGGCUCGUCGUUAAUCUAUUGAAUGUGAAAUGUACGUACUCUGUGCUUUGUUGUCACUGCAUUCAUAUAAUAAAAUAGGUAUAAAGAUAA
This is a messenger RNA of Eriocheir sinensis (Chinese mitten crab), 2204 nucleotides long. RefSeq names its product senecionine N-oxygenase-like. The transcript is spliced from 8 exons. Lineage: Eukaryota; Metazoa; Arthropoda; Malacostraca; Decapoda; Varunidae. The coding region runs from base 269 to 1705 and encodes 478 amino acids. Gene Ontology annotation, molecular function: N,N-dimethylaniline monooxygenase activity; NADP binding; flavin adenine dinucleotide binding. The record is from RefSeq and is a predicted model, not a curated record.